This is a messenger RNA of Anisakis simplex (herring worm), 351 nucleotides long. The record is from the annotation of a GenBank genome assembly. Lineage: Eukaryota; Metazoa; Nematoda; Chromadorea; Rhabditida; Anisakidae.
GUGAACGAUUCGUCAGAAGCGAAUCAGAAAUCGUGGAAGAAGAUCACAAAGAAACUGUCGUCGCAUGCACACACGUAUUUGACUGCACUAAAUGUGGAAGAUGCAAAACCACGAUUCUUUGCCUCUCUCAUCAAAUUACUAACAGCUUUUGGUGGUAUUGUCACAUCAUCAAAAGAAAAACAACAACUGAACGAAGCGUUAGGCGACGAUUUGAAAGUGUUAAUGGGGAAUACAGAAUUGUGGAAGAAUGGUGGUACGAUGAAACGUUUCAAUUCAGCAUCACAGACGAUCUGUGGGCGAAGUACGUUGGCUGCGUUGAAGCAGUUAUCAGCAGUGAUUGGUGUCAAAUAA